AUGUCCACUCUUGCAACUGUCGAGCCCACGAGCGGCAAAGCGCCUGUCCUCACCGCUGGAGAUUUGACUCCAGCAGUAGCUAUGGACUUCGAAAAUGCUGCCCAGGAUUUCUUCGUGGCCAAAUCUGUCCCUUCCGAGAAACAGGUCGCGCUCAUCCUUCCUGGCAUCAAGGACAUUCGUAUUCGUGAUUGGAUCACAGCCGACCGUGCACGCAUUUCCGCCCUUCCGUUUGCCGAAUUUAUCAAAGAACUUCGUCUCAACUAUCUUCAGAAUGACUGGGAAGACCAGAUCCGGAACGAAAUCCUUACGUCUACACUCGCAAAUUCACGUAAAUCAUUCUGGAAUUGGUCACAGCAACUUCUUAGCUUAAACUGUCUCCUUCGCAACACCCCCUCUGCCCUUGACGAUGCCGCUCUCCGGAACCACCUUGAAGCACACCUAGACGACGAGCUCAAGGAAAAGGUCAAACACAGCGACGCUCGUAACGACAAGACCUUCAAAUCUUGGGUCGCCGCUGUACGUGUCCUCGACGAAUCUCGUACUACCGAGAACAAACGCCAACUCGAUCUUAUCGAAGGUGCGCUCCAGCGCCAGGCGAAACGUCAAGCUACAGAUGCCAACUCGCUUCGUGGGCCCUCCCGUCGUGCCAACACUGCCUCUUCCUCUUCUACGUCGACUACUAGUAACAACCGUCUGGCCCCCCUCACUGAGGGUGAGCGAGCUCUCCUCAAUGAGACAAUUGCGAUUUGGGUUUCCCCACAGCAAAGGGUUACAAAACUCUGA
This is a messenger RNA of Laccaria bicolor S238N-H82, 783 nucleotides long. RefSeq lists its product as uncharacterized. Lineage: Eukaryota; Fungi; Basidiomycota; Agaricomycetes; Agaricales; Hydnangiaceae. The coding region runs from base 1 to 783 and encodes 260 amino acids. The transcript has a single exon. The record is from RefSeq and is a predicted model, not a curated record.